UGCUUGAUUAUUGUGAUGGUGGCAGCUGCUGCUGUACACAUCGGCGACUGUAGGAUUUCCUCACCAGCGUUCAGGACUUUAGGAGACUGCACACCUUUUUUGCGCUGCGGGGAGGGUUUCAACGGCCCAACUAAUGAAAUGCAAGUUCACGAAACAACUCCGGAGCCUGUUCGCAGCACACGGCAAAACUUUUUUCAAAAGGACAACACAAUAAAACGACGCGCUCGCGGCAGCGGUGGUUAUGUGUGAUGGUUGCGACUAACAUCCGGAUGUUUGAUGGAGCUCCAGUAGAGGCGAGAGAGUAACAGAGGUAGACAAACGGGGUGACCCCCGUCGUCUCUCUCGCUCCUCCACUUGCCCCGUACUGUUAUUUAUAGUCUCGCAAACGGUUGAGGCAAUAUUGAAUGGUUGACACGGUGAGCCUCCCGGAGGAGGGAACCAGCCACUGCCGAAUAUUUACACUCAGUUAAAAGCUUUCUUCACUGUAUCCGUCUCCCUGGCGAAGCGGACUCGUGUGCCGAUUUGGAGAGGGGAGAUCGAGAGUCAGGGGGGGCUUGACAAAGUUCUUCCCAAACCCUGUGUAUCCAGGCACAGAUGAUGGGGGAUUUUGCCAGCCCCGCUGCCGUACCAACCGGCGGCGGCAUUUGCAUUAAUAACAGUAACGUGAACUUAAACUCUGCCCUAAAUGCAACGAACAGCGGCGGCACCGGCGGCGGUAACGUGGGCAUACCGAAGCACAGCACGGUGGUGGAGCGACUCCGGCAGCGGAUCGAGGGCUGCCGGCGGCACCACGUCACCUGCGAGAGCCGAUACCAGCAAGCGCACUCCGAACAGCUGGAGCUGGACCGACGGGAGACGGUGAGUCUGUACCAGCGGAGUUUAGAGCAGCGGGCCAAGAAAUCUAACAACACCAAACAUCAGAGCAAGCAGCAAGACCCCGAUGCAACCGCGACCACUGAACAGAGGAACAACACUCUGAUCGCGCUCCAGGAGACAGUGAAGAGGAAAUUGGACAGUGCCCGGUCUCCAUUAAAUGGUGACCAAAAUGGGCUCAGUGAUGGGAGCUACUCUCCCACAACAAAGAGACUACGUAAGGAAGGAUGCACUGGAAUGGACUCUCUGGGAAGCCUCCCUCCCAUUUCCCCACUACAUCAAAUGGACAUCAAACCUACCUUGCCCUUGGGCAACAACAAUGCCUCCACAAACAAUGGAACCGGCAAUGGCAAUGCUGGUACUAACCAUAUUACCGGACGACCUGAGGAUUUAGGCAAGAACGGUGGAAUGCCCGACAUUAAACUGAAUGGUUCAUUGGAUUUGGACGAUGGCUUUAGCCUAUUAAAGGACAUGAAACAAGAGCCUUUGGACGAUGCUGGUGGAAUAGAAUCCUCGGAUACAUCGCUUUCAAAUCAGAACAAGCUGUUUUCUGACAUCAAUCUGAAUGACCAGGAAUGGCAAGAACUGAUUGAUGAGCUGGCAAACACAGUGCCUGAAGAUGACAUGCAUGACCUCUUCAAUGAGGACUUUGAGGAGAAGAAGGAAGUUAGUGACUUCACACGGGCCACAACAGAACAAACGCAGCUUGCACAAGACCUAGCACUAAACCCUGUAGCUACGGGACCCAACAAUACACCACAACCACAGAGUGGCCAGAUACCCAUGGGCUCACCUCAGGUGCGGCCAUCUUCCUCUGGUCCCCCUUUUGCAACUGCUGCCAAUGGUACACCACCCCAGCAACCCUUGCAGCAGUCACCAGCAGUUGGAAUGCCAUCAGGAUCGCCCGCAAACUGUGUGGCCCGGUCUCCACAAACACCUACCCAGGCUCAGACGCAGGCCUUAAGACCUGGGAAUGGAUAUAUGAUGAAUGCAGGUCCUGGUGUUGGCCCUGUGGUAUCAACACAAGGAACAGCAGUGGGCCCUGGAGGAGGAACUGCAGGUGGAGGUGGGCCCGUUGUACCAAACUCUGAACUUUCCCCGGCCGAGCAGCUUAAGCAAAUGGCUGCCCAACAACAGCAACGUGCCAAACUUAUCCAACAGAAGCACCAACAGCAGUCCCAGACAGCAAGCUGGUCACCUGCAGGAGCACCAACAAGCCCAUACAGUGGACCCUUUAACCCAGACAAACCAAAUAGCCCCAUGAUGUAUCCACAGGCUUUCAAUACCAGCAGCACAAUGGGGCCAAAAACACCAAGCAUGAACAACUACCUCCCACAGAACCACAUGAAUAUGCUCAACCAGCAGCCGCAGCAGCAAUCUAAUAACUUGGCUGCCCAAAACAACCUCAGUAAGCAGCUUUCUUAUAACAACACCAAGCCGCUGACCCAUUUUAGUGGAGUAGACCACAUGAGUCAGCGGAUGACGCCUCCCAUGGCCAAUCCAGCUAAAAACCCGAUGAUGCCGUAUAUGCAGGGUGCUGCAGGGCAAGGGGGUGCCCCACCACAAGUUCCAGGUCCAAUACCCAGCCAGACAGCCCAUCUAAAUGAGGAACAGAAGAGGAUGAUGUUGAUCAAACAAAAAGUGCUGAGUCAAGGCUUGCCAUAUGGCACUAUGCAGCAGCAUGUACAGGAUCAAGGAUUGGUUGUACUGUCGCGGCAGGCAGGUGGAGUCCAGCCACCUCAUGGAGGACCAGGGGGCGUGGCCUCAGCAGGGCCUAACGGUGCGGGGACUGGCGGUUAUAUGGGCAAUCCACAGCAACAACAGCAGGCGGCCAUGAUGAAACAGAUGAUGGCUAUGGAGCAGGAGAAGAGAGUUCAGCUACACCUGAUGGAGCAGCAGAAAGCACAGCUCCUUAGGGAACAGAGACAACAGCAGCAGCAACAGCAUAUGCUGGCAGAACAGUUACAACAGCAGCAACAACAUCUCCCAAGACAGCUGAGUCAGGCACAGAGGAAUCCAUACCCACUCCAACAGUUUCAAGGCACGUCCCAGGAGAUUGCAGCAAGGAACCAGACGCUACAGAACUUGCGGAACGCUCGACUUCUGCAGCAGCAACAGCAGCAGCAGCAGAACCCGGGGAUGCUGCAGAUGACACCCGUCCAGAACUCUGCCACAAUGCCUUCACAAGGAGAUAUGAGCAUGGCAUAUGGAGGCCAGUCAGGUGCACAACCAGGCAUUUACCAGGGUAUGAGCCCAGGCAUGGGCCAAAUGCUCCAGCAGCAACAGCAACACCAUCCCAACCAAAGUGGCAUAACGAUGGCACAGAGACAAGCGGGUGCCGGUGGGCAGGGAAUGGUUGUCGGAGGAGCGGGAGGUGGGUAUGGGCAAGGAAUGCUCAUGAACCCGGCCCUAUCGCAGCAGCAAAUGAAAUCAGGCAUAGUUGCCCCUGGUGGGCAGCCACUGGCCAAAGCCCAGGUUCAAAGACUGCAAACCAUGAUGGGAGGUGGAGGCCAGACGUGGCCUCCGCAACAGCAGCAAAAUAUGCAGGCCAUGGCUGGUAGGACUUCAAACGAUAUGGCGUUUAAUAGUAAUCCUGCAUAUGCCAUGCAAGGUGGGCAGCCUCCUAGGAUGAACAAGCAACAUUUUACCCAAGCGAUGGGUGGACAGAGUAUGGUGGACCCACGUUCUAUAAAUCCAGCAGCAAUGGGUGGGCCAAUGAUGCCACACAUGGCAGGCCAACCAAGGGCCAACCAGCCAAGGGGUAUGGUGAUGCCAGCCAUGAACCAGGGCAUGCCCAACAUGGCUGCUUUCGGACAGGGGUCUGCUCAAGGUAUGCCGGGGUCAUCAGGAGGGGGAGGGCCAUACAUGCCAGGCGGUCAGCCUCAGGGCUACCAGAGGACGUCCAAUCAGGACCUGGCAUAUGGUUACGGCAGCCAAUCAGGGGCUGGGCCUGGGGUUUCGUUCAGCCUAUCGGAUGGGACAGAUUUGGAUUCAACAGAAGGUUGGAUGGAAGAGUUUUUCCCCAACCAAUAGCCUAAGGGAUUUUUUUUUAAUAGAACAAUUUUAUUGAAAAUGUGAUUUCUGUUUUGUUUUUUAUUACAUGGUCAACAAAACAAAAAAUAUAGUACAUGUUGUGUAUUACAUGUGUGUGCUGUCACAAUAUUUAAUCAAACUGCUCUCUGUUUGGGUUGCUUCUUGAGUAAGAAUCCUUAAGAAUUGUUUUUUUAUUUUUUACUUUAAGAAUACUUUUCUCCAUCAUUUUUAUGUGUUUUGUCAAUUUCCAUUUUUUUUAAGUCCUUUACGCUGUUCUAAGGGCAAGAGGCACUAAAAACUUGCAAAAAUCCAAAUAUAUAUGUGUGUGUGUGUGUGUAUUGUUUUUAGAUCUUAACCUUUAUCCUGACAUACCAAGUAGUGUAUGAAAGCGUGUGUGUUGAAAUCUAAGGUAGGCCUUUGUCAACAAUGGAUCCCUUUUCCCAAACCAAACAAUUCAGUACACCACUUCCCCUCUUUCUUCUGUCUCACACAUUCUCUCUACUUUUGACCUGUGUAGUGAUUCUCUGCAUUUGUUCUGCUUUGUGUGUGUCUGUGUGUGUUUAUUUGCACUACGAGCAUCACGACAUAACACAUCAAUGUGUUUGCUCUUAGUGCAUGCAAGAUAGAUGCUCUGCUGUCGCUAGGCGACCGUUGUCAGUAAAAGUGAAGCUGCGUGCGUGCGUGCGACUCAACUGAGUGCUUGUUAAUAUUGCUUGAAGAGAUUUGGCAGCUACAAACUUCUCUCUCCCUUCGCUAAAACUGUGAGAAAGAGAUGUUUUCUUUAGUCAUAAUGGCAGCUAGAAAGGAGUGCAACUAUUACAUGGCUCAAAACAGACAUUUCACCAAGUAUAAAAUAAGGUUUAUUGAUGGGUUUUAUUGUAACACUCUGCAGACAUUUGGGAAGAUCGGAAGAAACAUUCAAUGUUGUGAAGCAACAUCACAGAUAUCUAUUUUUAAAACCAAUAUUUGACCUUUAGAUGAUUUGCAACAUUCUAGUUUUUGUUUUCUUUGUUUGUUGUAAGAAUUAACAUAAUUACCUGUGAACACUGGUUCGAGACAUACAGUACAUACUGUUUUUCUGCUGAUGGGACAUGUCACUUUCCCCUUUCAGUUGACCAAGCAAAUUAUUGAUAUUUAUUAGUUGCUUCCUGAGCACACAGUUAUCUAAGAGAAAAUGAUUUCAAACUCUUCUGACACUCUUCUAUCCACGAAUCCACUGAAUGCCUGAGAAAGGAAAGAUAAUUACAUCAGAAGACGAUGUAUAAUCCAGACACCUUUCUCUGUCACUUUCUUUCUUCCAAAUCGCACCAAAUUUUAAACAACAAAAGUAUUGGGAAGUUUAAUUUUAUGAUCCAUGUCUGAUAUAUCUAAAAACUUGUGUUCAUUGUGUUAAAAAAAAAAAUCCACAUAAAGAAUAGUUUGUUUGAGAUGUGUAGUGGAGUUUUGACCUGGUAUGAUUUUAAAUGAGAUCCCAAAAUGACAAGCCUUUAUCUUACUGCUAAGUACUCCUUGUUUUUUAGACCUAUUUUUGCCAUCUGUCAUUGACCUUCAAAUGUCACAUAAAUAAGAAUAUCAGUAUUUUCUCCUCUGUUGUGUGUGUUGCUUUAUGAUGUCAUAGUCAUAGUGUCUAGUUCUCUGUGAUCAAACUCUAUUUUAAGUCUAGUUUGAUUGUUUCAGCUCUCUGAGGAAUGUAACAGGAAUGUAACAUUGUGACUCACUUGCCCCUUGUUACAUUAUGAGUUUCCUUUUUGUCUUAAUGGGAGAAGAACACAUUCACAUCUUCAGUGCUUCACAAUAGUGUUAUAUUGUUGCCCUGUCAAGAGGAUUGCAGAGGGAGGACGUGAAGUCCAUGUUCUCCAACUGUCCAACCAAAUAUCAACAAUUUGGGACCAAGUUUUUGAUUUCUGUUGAUGUCAUUGAUCUUACUUUUUUCCUCCUUUUUUAUUUCAUACUGGUGCUGACAUAUAUGUGAUGGAAAAAGAUAUAAAUCAGAUACAGUUAUUUGUAAAUAUGUUUUUACAAUUUUAAAUACAUCAGAAGAUAAGUCUGUACUCACUGUAAAGAUAUUGCUGUUUAAGAUAGAGAAGUAUUUUUAUUUAACCUUUUUUCCACUUUUAAACUCAUCUGAGCUAUACCAUUGCACUUCAGACAAUGUCUUACUACUAAUUUGUAAUGUAAACUUCCUCUAAUUUUUAUUUUGAAGGUUUUUUCUAGUUUUCAAAUUUUACUCUGUAUCUAUUUUUUUUUUCUUCCCAUGUACAGAAUUAUGUAAAUGGUUAUGCCAGAGAGUUACAAAAAGAUUUUUUUUUUUUUUUUUUCAGGAAAUAAAUACAUU
Xyrauchen texanus (razorback sucker) is the source of this 6241-nucleotide messenger RNA. Its product is annotated as mastermind-like protein 3. The record is from RefSeq and is a predicted model, not a curated record. Gene Ontology annotation, molecular function: transcription coactivator activity. NCBI's taxonomy places the organism in Eukaryota, Metazoa, Chordata, Actinopteri, Cypriniformes, Catostomidae. The transcript has 5 exons. Gene Ontology annotation, biological process: Notch signaling pathway; positive regulation of transcription of Notch receptor target. The coding region runs from base 595 to 3906 and encodes 1103 amino acids. Gene Ontology annotation, cellular component: nuclear speck; nucleoplasm.